Gryllus bimaculatus (two-spotted cricket) is the source of this 759-nucleotide messenger RNA. The record is from the annotation of a GenBank genome assembly. Lineage: Eukaryota; Metazoa; Arthropoda; Insecta; Orthoptera; Gryllidae.
AUGAAGACUCUUCUGAUUGUUCUUCUCGCAGUCGCAGGGGCGCUGUCCUUGCCUUUGUUCCCAGGAGCGGAGGAAUCCCCCCUCUGGGAACGCAGUGGAAAGUUUGAGGGAGACAUCAUCCUCAACAGCCAGCAACGCAAGUCCAUUGCUCGCAACGGCCUCACUUCAGCGUACUCUUCCUAUCGCUGGGCUGGCAGAACCAUUCCUUACAAGUUUGCCAGCAGCGUGUCAGCGUCCGUGCAGGCCACAAUCCGCAACGCCCUCGAGGAGUACAACACCAAGACGUGCGUGAAGGUGCGCGAGGCAACAUCCGCAGACCGGGACUACGUUCUGGUGACCAGCGAAAACAGUGGCUGCUGGUCCUACGUCGGCCGCCAAGGAGGGCAACAGCAGCUGAACCUUCAGCACAGCCUGACCGGCACCUGCCUCAGCACCGGGACCAUCGUCCACGAGUUCCUGCACGCAGCCGGCUUCUUCCACCAGCAGAGCGCGGCCGACCGGGACGACUUCGUCACCAUUGUGUGGUCCAACAUUCAGAGCGGAUAUGAAAACAACUUUGAGAAGUACACUACUGCUACUGUCACCGACUUCGGUGUUCAGUACGACUACAGCAGUGUGAUGCACUAUAGCGCUGUGUCCUUCUCCAAGAACGGCCAGGCUACUAUCGUACCUAAGGACCCCAACGCGACCAUUGGACAGCGUGUUGGAUUCAGCGAGGGUGACAUUCUGAAGCUGAACCGCAUGUAUGGAUGCGAGUAA